AUGAGUAAAAUUACAAAGGAGGAAGCCUAUAAGUUAAAGAAAUUGUUCUUUAAAUCCUAAAAUAUACUCGAUAAAUAUUAACCUAAGAAAUAUACCAACAUUUCCUCUCGAUUACCAUCUCUUCAAACUUGUCAAUCACCAAAAACAGUCUUGCCAAUGAAACAGUGUGUUACUUAAUCGAUUAAAGAACUUCUAAAUGCCAAUGUAUAUUAAUAUAUUGAAGGAAUCCUGUACACCGAAGAUUGUGUAAUGCCUCUAAAAAAAUAACCUUAGAAAGUUAAAAAAAUUGUUAGAUUUGUUGAUUGA
Messenger RNA from Paramecium tetraurelia, 306 nucleotides. RefSeq lists its product as uncharacterized. NCBI's taxonomy places the organism in Eukaryota, Ciliophora, Oligohymenophorea, Peniculida, Parameciidae. The transcript has 2 exons. The record is from RefSeq and is a predicted model, not a curated record.